AUGUCCAACGGGAAAUAUAUUUUUCAUGGAACCAUCAUUGAUACACCUGAUCCAUCGACAUUACGAAUUAGAAAACAACACAUUUGUACUGUGAAUAAGGGCAAAAUCGAAAUCAUCGAACCUGCUGAUUCUCUCAAUACUGUUGAUCUAUAUCGAGAUUAUACGAUUAUUCAUUUAAGUGAGAGUCAAUUUAUCUGUCCGGGAUUUGUUGAUUUACAUUGCCACGCUCCACAAUAUCGACAAGUGGGAAGCGCCACUGAAGUACCUCUUCUUCAAUGGCUCGACAAAUUCACUUUCCCGAAUGAAGCUAGAUGUGCCGAUCUUUCCUACGCGCGCAAUCUCUACACAAAACUUGUCUCGAGGCUAUUACGUAAUGGAACGACGACAGUGCAAUACUUUGCCACGAUACAUCUUGAAGCAACGAAAACUCUAGCAGAUAUCUGUCAAGAAAAAGGACAACGAGCUUACAUUGGUAAAGUGUGUGCAGAUCGAAAUUCACCAGAUUUCUACAUUGAAACAACGGAGGAAAGUGUUCGGUAUACAGAAGAAUUCAUUAAUUAUGUGCAUCGUAUGGAAAAAGGUAGAGAUAUCGCUGAGAUGAAGGCUCUGAUACAUCCUGUUGUUACACCUCGAUUUGUACCAACAUGUUCACUAGAUUUACUCGCUCAACUGGGACAACUAGCGAACAAAUAUGAUGUCCAUAUACAAUCACACAUCGCGGAGACAGCAGAUCAGGUUGCAUUCGUACAUGCACUUCAUCCUGAUAUUGGGAAUGGACGAGACGUAGCUAUUUUCAAUCAAACCGGUCUUCUGACAAAUAAAGCAGUUUUCGCUCAUGGAGUCUAUCUAGCUGACGAUGAAGUUGAUCACAUGAUAGCAAGUGGAAGCGCUGUAGCCAGUUGCCCAAUUGCAAAUUUCCUUUUUUCGAAAGGAAUCACGGCCAUUGAACGUUUUCGAAGAAAGGGUUUGAAAGUGGGUCUAGGAACUGAUGUUGGGGGUGGGUAUUCAAGCAACAUGCUUCCGGUCGUACGCGCUGCUGUGUUCGGUAAUAGAACGAUGGAUUUUGUUUCGAUCGAUCGUUCGAUUGCUGCACUUCCAGAAUUUCCUGAACAUAAAGAUCCAGACAUUGAUUUCACAUUCGCUUUCUACUUGGCGACUCUGGGAGGCGCACACGCGUUGAACAUCGAUACACACAUCGGAAGCUUCGAAAUCGGAAAGGAGUUCGAUGCACUACUUGUCGACUGUAACAAGGAUGAUCAGGCAUUCGAUUAUUGGAGUGAAGAUGAAAGUGACAUCAUAUUUGAGAAAUGGGUNCUUCCAGAAUUUCCUGAACAUAAAGAUCCAGACAUUGAUUUCACAUUCGCUUUCUACUUGGCGACUCUGGGAGGCGCACACGCGUUGAACAUCGAUACACACAUCGGAAGCUUCGAAAUCGGAAAGGAGUUCGAUGCACUACUUGUCGACUGUAACAAGGAUGAUCAGGCAUUCGAUUAUUGGAGUGAAGAUGAAAGUGACAUCAUAUUUGAGAAAUGGGUGAAUGCUGGUGAUGACCGAAAUAUCGUUGGAGUGUGGGUGCAGGGACGAAAAGUGUGUUGA
Messenger RNA from Adineta ricciae, 1596 nucleotides. NCBI's taxonomy places the organism in Eukaryota, Metazoa, Rotifera, Eurotatoria, Adinetida, Adinetidae. The record is from the annotation of a GenBank genome assembly.